AUGUCUACAUCAGAUCGAUAUGAUAAAGCAGCACAACUUCGUGGAUCUGUCAGUUUAUUUGUACUGCUUGGUAUCACCUGGGCUUUGGCGAUACUGGCAAUCAGUGAGGCUGGUUUGGUCGUCAAUUAUUUGUUUGCGAUUGCCAAUACUCUUCAAGGAUUAUUUAUAUUUAUAUUUUUCUGCGCUUUGAAGAAGGAUGUCCAGAAAGAGUGGAGAAACAUGUUUUGUUCAUGUUGUCAUCGUCCAUCUGGUUCUGCAGAGUCUGGUUCAACCUCUGCAAUGAAAUAUCUUCAUCGAGAUACAGAUAAAACAGAUCUCAAAUCAGAGCCUUCAACAGAAAAACAUAUCUAUAACAACAAAUCAUCGAGCGAGUUUUGAACAAUUGAGUGUAUUAUAUCUUCUUAAACACGUGUUAUUCUCAAUGCAGAAUAUUGGUCCUAUAUACUCAGAAAUAAAUCAAUCAUAGCCAACUGACAACGGAUUUAGAUAUUAUUGAUUUUGUGUAUUUUAAUUUUAUCCAUAUGAAGAAUUAUAAAUAAGUUUAAAAU
Messenger RNA from Saccoglossus kowalevskii, 548 nucleotides. RefSeq names its product adhesion G protein-coupled receptor G6-like. Gene Ontology annotation, biological process: G protein-coupled receptor signaling pathway; cell surface receptor signaling pathway. Gene Ontology annotation, cellular component: membrane. The record is from RefSeq and is a predicted model, not a curated record. NCBI's taxonomy places the organism in Eukaryota, Metazoa, Hemichordata, Enteropneusta, Harrimaniidae. Gene Ontology annotation, molecular function: G protein-coupled receptor activity.